AGAAACAAAAGCAUCUUCUCUCUCUUCUCUCACUUCAUCUUCAACAAAUCACGCAGGUCCAUCAUCAUCAUCAUCAUCUUCAUCGUCAUCACCAACUUCUUCAUCAUCACCAUCAAUGGAAUUCCCCAAACCAAACCACUUUUUACCCUAAAAAAAUCGAUUCCUUUUAUCUUCCUCUCUUUAGUUUUGUAGGUUUUUUCUUCUUCUUCUUCUUCUUUUUUUUUUUUUAUCUUCCAGAUUUUUAAGUUUAACUCUUAAUUAUAGUUUGCUUGAGUUCUCGACCCUGUAGCUUCGUUUCUGUUUAUAAUUUCUAGUGAUCCUUUCAGUACAAACCAUUAAAAAAACCCUAAUGUCACAAACCCACCGACUUCUUCUCUCUCUGUCUCUGGCCCAUCCUUAAACCCACUCUGCUUUUGCUUUUCUUUUUUUUUUCCGGGAAAUUUGAUAUCUUUUUUCCUCUCGUCAUUAUUUGUAGGGAUGAUCUUUUAGUUUUUGUUUUGUUUUCCCCCAAAUUCUCACUUUUUUUCUCACUUCAUCUUCACAUAACCGAGUAAACCCUAGAAUUCUCCCCCCCCCCCUUCUAAUUCCAAUGGGUUUCAUCAGUCACUGUGCUUAAUCAUGUCUAGGGUUUACUUGUCCUCUGUAAUCAUGGCGUACCAGUCAGUUCCGGGUUCUGGGUUUCACUACUUGAAUUCUCCUUUCGGUGAUACAACUUUCACAAAGGUAUUCGUCGGUGGACUUGCUUGGGAGACUCAAAGUGAAACCCUUCGUCGCCAUUUCGAACAGUACGGUGAAAUCCUUGAAGCUGUCGUCAUUGCUGAUAAGAACACUGGCCGAUCCAAAGGAUAUGGCUUUGUGACUUUCCGAGAUCCAGAAGCUGCUAGGAGAGCUUGUGUUGACCCAACUCCCAUUAUUGACGGUAGACGUGCAAACUGUAAUCUUGCUUCCCUUGGGAGACCUCGCCCUCCAUUGCCCUAUGCAUUGAUACCUAGUAUGCCUGGGCGUUUAAGACCAGCUUCCCCGUACAUUGGAAAUGUGCAGGGUCCUCGUGGUUCACUUAUUGGAAAUUAUCCGUAUCAGCAACCACUUCCAUUUAACUACCAGCAAGGACUUGUGUAUCCUUAUGGGGUAACCGCUUAUGGACCCGAGUACAUGUACUCACAAUCACAGGGUUUAUAUGGUCCAUACAUGGGUCAGCAGUACCUUCAGGUCUAUGGAGUACCUGGGGCAGUGAAUUCACCCGUUUAUCAAUAUGGGCAAUUAAGUCAGACUAUUCCCAGUGGCCAGGGUUAUACAGCAGUUCAAGGCUAUUCAGUUCCAGGAAGCCAUGUUCUGCAGCUUGGUGGACCUGCUGUCAGUGCGAUGACCACUUCAUCUAUGUCUGCUCUUCAAGCUCCAUACCCUUCAGGUAUGCCAGGCCCUGCUCCUGUACAGUCGCAUAUCAUUGUCCAUUCCCCUCAAUUUAUGCAGAGUAGUGGUUCUGACCAAACAACAAGUUAUUCUUGAAGACUGAGGAGAAAAGGAAGUUAAGCGGUAGCAAAACUGCUACUUAAGGUGGCAGCAGAGGCUUCCUGUUUUAUUAAGUCUUGCACGUUAUUUAUCAUGCAUCCUAAAAGGUUAUAUAAAAUAGUCUUGCUCACUGGAAAGGCGCAGAAGGAAACACGAAAAGGAAAUUGGAGUUACAGGGUUUGUGCUUCUGUUUUCUUACCCAUCCAUCAAUGUGUAUAAAACACAGCCACACAAGCUGCUGGCUCGAGCUCGGGUUGAGUUUGAAGGCACUAUAAUGGUUUUGCCCUCGGGAGGGGAAAACCGUUAGUAAUAAGUUGGUGUACAAUAUGCAUAUAUAUAUAUAUAUAUACACACACAUACACGAGCAUAUACAUGGUAGAAUCAAAAUCUGAUUCUUUUAUAGUCUAAAAGUCGUAAUACCACUACACUUCCUUCAGGUAGAGGAGUGUAGUGAGUAACAUUGAUAGGUAUAUAGCCUUUGUCCCCAGGUCCUGCAUUGUAAGUAAAACAUGUUCAUGUUCUUGUCUGUUACUGUGCAUAUUUAGGGUUCUCUCUUCUCCUUUGUCUGAACGCACUGAUGAAUUGUUAUCCCAAGCUUACUUCAAAGUAUGGAGUCAGCCCUUUCUCAAGAUUUCAUUGCAAAAGAAAAAAAGUGAUUGUUCAGUAAACAAAUUGUUUGAUCAA
Messenger RNA from Camelina sativa (false flax), 2193 nucleotides. RefSeq lists its product as uncharacterized. The record is from RefSeq and is a predicted model, not a curated record. Gene Ontology annotation, molecular function: RNA binding. NCBI's taxonomy places the organism in Eukaryota, Viridiplantae, Streptophyta, Magnoliopsida, Brassicales, Brassicaceae.